AUUUGUGAAACCUGCUCAUAGUGUUGUUGCAUAUGGGAUCGUCUAAUCUUCUGAUAACUUUGCUGACUCAAUGGACGGACUGGUGUUGAAAUCUUCUUCAACUACUCAUCAUCUCUCUCCGAGAACAGCAAAAUUGACUGCGAAUCGAAGUUGUUGCUUGGUUUCUGCAAAUGGGUACUCUUCUUUCUCACCAUUUUCUUCGCAGAAGCCCCCACCUAGGCUUAGGACCUCAGUGAUUGUAGUGGCCAACAAGGACAAGAAGAAUAGGAAUAAGAAGAAGGAUGAUACGCAUAGGUUUGUACCCAAGCCAGACGAAGCCACUGGCCCUUUCCCUGAAGCUGUCUUGCUUAAAGAGAAAAGAGUUCAAGAAGAUGGUAGGCUUCUACCUGAGUUUGCUGAUGCCGAGGAGCGGGAACUAUAUGAAGCUCUGAAUCUUCAGCUAGAAAGUGAUCUGAAUUUAGAACGAAUGCGGCACUAUGAAGUGGUUUAUUUAAUUCAUGAGAACCAUGUAGAAGAUGUUGAGAGUGUAAAUACAAAAGUUCAAGACUUUAUAAGGGAGAAGAAAGGCAAGAUAUGGAGAUUCAGUGAUUGGGGUCUUCGAAGACUGGCGUACAAGAUACAGAAAGCCAGGAAUGCUCACUAUAUUUUGAUGAAUUUCGAGUUCGAAGCUAAAUGGAUUAAUGAUUUUAAAAGCAUGCUAGACAAAGAUGAGAGAGUCAUUCGGCAUCUGGUGAUAAAGAGGGACAAGGCAGAAACAGAAGAUUGCCCUCCUCCUCCUGAGUUCCACAGCCUGCGAGCUGGUACGGAUGAUGAGGAAGAAGAUGAAGAGGACGAUGUAGAGUACGAUGAUGAAGAGGAUGGCGAAGAAGAUUGGGUUGAUGAGGGUGAGAUAGAUAUAGCCAACUAUAAUGAUGAUGAAGAUGGUAUUAUUUAUGUGGAUGAUGAACCACAUGACAACACAGAAAACAGAAAUAAUAAGCCAAAUAGUGCAAGUCAUAUGGGGAGAAGAAAGAUGGAAGCUGAGAAAGUAUCUAGGUAGUUUCUUUAUUUUUACCAUUUGAUUUGUAUUUUUGGCUUGGGAAAAGAUAUUAGUGCAGUCUCCUGAAGUUUCAUCUUGUAAGUUUGUCUCCCAUUCUACUAGAAGAGAAUAUUUUUAUCAAGG
Molecule: messenger RNA, 1162 nt
Organism: Ilex paraguariensis (yerba mate)
Lineage: Eukaryota; Viridiplantae; Streptophyta; Magnoliopsida; Aquifoliales; Aquifoliaceae
Source: the annotation of a GenBank genome assembly